Molecule: messenger RNA, 2499 nt
Organism: Sinocyclocheilus anshuiensis
Lineage: Eukaryota; Metazoa; Chordata; Actinopteri; Cypriniformes; Cyprinidae
Product: AP-1 complex subunit mu-1-like
Exons: 12
Coding region: 1-1242 (413 amino acids)
Biological process (GO): vesicle-mediated transport; intracellular protein transport
Cellular component (GO): clathrin adaptor complex
Source: RefSeq, a predicted model, not a curated record
AUGUCGGCCAGCGCUGUUUAUGUGUUAGAUCUGAAGGGGAAGUUGGACAUGUCCGAGAUCGAGCAUUUCAUGACCCUGCUGAUGGAUAAAGAGGAGGAGGGAACGCUGUCGCCCAUCCUGGCUCACGGGGGAGUUCGCUUCAUGUGGAUUAAACACAACAACCUGUACCUUGUUGCAACAUCCAAAAAGAAUGCUUGCGUCUCCCUGGUUUUCUCCUUCCUCUACAAAAUUGUUCAGGUUUUCUCUGAAUACUUCAAGGAGCUGGAGGAGGAGAGUAUCAGAGAUAAUUUUGUCAUAAUCUACGAGCUGCUGGAUGAACUCAUGGACUUUGGAUACCCGCAAACCACUGACAGCAAGAUCCUUCAGGAAUACAUCACGCAGGAAGGUCACAAGUUGGACACGGGCGCUCCGCGACCCCCUGCCACGGUCACCAACGCCGUCUCCUGGAGGUCAGAGGGCAUCAAGUACAGGAAGAACGAGGUUUUCCUGGACGUCAUCGAGUCUGUGAACCUCCUGGUCAGCGCGAACGGUAACGUCCUUUGCAGCGAGAUCGUUGGCUCCAUUAAGAUGAGAGUGUUCCUCUCAGGAAUGCCAGAGCUGCGUUUGGGUCUGAAUGACAAGGUUCUGUUUGAGAACACCGGCCGUGGUAAGAGUAAGUCAGUGGAGCUGGAGGAUGUGAAGUUUCAUCAGUGUGUGCGUCUGUCUCGAUUUGAGAACGAUCGAACAAUCUCCUUCAUCCCUCCGGACGGAGAGUUUGAGCUGAUGUCCUACCGCCUCAACACACACGUGAAGCCGCUGAUCUGGAUCGAGUCUGUGAUCGAGAAGCAUUCGCACAGCAGAAUCGAGUAUAUGAUCAAAGCCAAGUCUCAGUUUAAGCGACGCUCCACUGCCAACAACGUGGAGAUUCACAUUCCAGUGCCGACCGACGCAGACACGCCCAAGUUUAAGACCACGGUGGGCAGCGUGAAGUGGGUGCCGGAGAACAGCGAGAUUGUUUGGUCCAUCAAAUCCUUCCCUGGAGGGAAGGAGUACCUGAUGAGGGCUCAUUUCGGGCUGCCCAGCGUUGAGGCAGAGGACAAGGAGGGAAAACCACCAAUCAGUGUCAAGUUUGAGAUUCCUUAUUUCACCACCUCUGGAAUACAGGUGCGUUACCUGAAGAUCAUUGAGAAGAGCGGCUAUCAGGCCCUGCCGUGGGUGCGAUACAUCACCCAGAACGGAGACUAUCAGCUGCGGACUCAGUAAACGUGAAGAAUUAGCCUAGAGCAUCAUGGGUCAAGGAAGCGUCUCUGUCUGGCUCUCUUUCUGCUGUAUGUAGAGGCUCCACACUCAUCUGCAGUAUUCAUCAUUUCAAACAAAUACAAGUUAGAUCUUAGAUUUAUGGACUGCAAUUGAAUCUUUAAUACCGUGUUACUUAGAUUUUGUCCAAAUCUUCCCAUAUUGAAUCUUACAAAACUCUCCAGAACAUGUGAAUCUUUACUUGGAAGAAUCACAUGAAUCUUUACUUUUGAAUCAUUGAGAUAUUUUCCUCUAUUGUUACAUUGUUGUCAUGAUAUUUAAUCACAUUCCCUUCAAAUUCUCAUUGAUUCUUUUGAUUUUGUGUUGAAAUACGAGCCUGACGUCUAUGAGAGGUUUUCCUCAAGAACACACAAAUGCUGAUUCAUUUUGCAUUCAUUCCACAAGUUUUAAUUCACAUACUGCAGAUGUGUGUGUGUGUGUUCAGUGUCUACGUGUGUUUGACAGUAAACGGGAAUCAUGUUCCUUUACGUUUCAUGAAAGCGCAGCGCAGUCCUUAACCAAUGACACCACGUCACAUCUCAACGGAGGAAGUGUUCAUACGCGUCACAUUUCAGAUGUAUUCAUACUGUAAACUCUUCAUGUUUAGAAUGGAGAGCCGUUCAUUUGCGGUUAUUUAUCAGAUUAAUUCAACAACAGGUCACAGCGAUAGUAUGUUGCAGAUUACAGUGUUUGUUACGUCAAUAAGUCCAAAAAGGUCAAAUGAAUCGACUCUUAUUGAAGCGUUUGUAUUUCUAGGUCAUGGUUUCGUUCAGUAUUUCAGUCCGGGAAGUCCUCAGAUAUUGUUUUCUAACAUUCAGUAUUUUUUGAUGGCAUUCCUGCACACUGACUAUAUUAUAGUUUAUUUAUAGCAUGUUGUAAUUCAGUAUUAUUGGCUGCUCUGGGAUCUGUUCACAGUACCUCAUGAGUUUACUACUGCUAAAAUGCAGAAUUACACUUGAUUUUUAACUGCAACUGAAAUCUAAAGUCAACCAUGGUGCCAUUUUGAAAAUAGAAAACAUUUGUUUGUUUGUUUUUUGUAUUAAUUAGUCGAUUUGUCUAAUUUCAAUUGCCUUUAAAGGAUGGAAUGUGAAGGUUACCAUGUUUACUAUGGUACUGCAUGCAGUGGUGCUGAAAUGUGACAUAACUGUAUUCCUCUCAAAAUGUUCCUGUAUCUCACCUCACGUAAAUAAUUCACCUCUCUGUACACGUCAAGCAUCAAUAAAG